Adineta ricciae is the source of this 597-nucleotide messenger RNA. Lineage: Eukaryota; Metazoa; Rotifera; Eurotatoria; Adinetida; Adinetidae. The record is from the annotation of a GenBank genome assembly.
AUGCUGCCUAUCGGUCGUUUAUUGUUUCUCAUCAUCAUCCUAUCGCUAUUCACGACGACGUGCGGUGAUGCAAGUGUCACUGCAAGUCAAUUGAAAGCUAUUAUGCCGCGAUGCAAGCAUGCAGGAUACCUAAGUCAUAUCAAUGCCGCAAUGAACGAGGGCUCGAUCAACACUUGCAAUCGAAAAGCAGCAUUUCUCGCACAAAUAGCUCAUGAAAGUGGUGAAUUACUCUACAUGGAAGAACUGGCAUCUGGUGCAGCGUAUGAAGGACGAAAAGAUCUGGGUAACACAGAAAAAGGUGAUGGAAAACGAUACAAAGGUCGUGGUCCAAUCCAGUUAACUGGUCGCGCUAAUUAUCGAGCAGCCGGUAAAGCUUUAAAUUUAGAUUUGAUUAAUCAUCAUGAGAAAGUUAAAACGCCAGAAGUGGGUUUUCGCACAACUGUUUGGUUUUGGACAAAACACGGACUGAAUGAACUUGCCGAUAAGAAAACGCUUCAAUCUUUUCGAUUGAUUACUCGUCGAAUAAACGGAGGAAGAAAAGGAGAGGCUGAUCGAGAAAAGUACUGGACAAGAGCCAAGAAGGCGCUCGGAUGUUGA